Messenger RNA from Symbiodinium necroappetens, 1320 nucleotides. The record is from the annotation of a GenBank genome assembly. NCBI's taxonomy places the organism in Eukaryota, Dinophyceae, Suessiales, Symbiodiniaceae.
AUGCUGGCCGCGCUGUUCUCGGCGAUUUUCUCGGUCGUCGACGGCACCGGGGCCUGGAGCUGGAGCUGGACCGCCGUUCACGGCAGUUCCGGCGACGAUGUGGCCAUGGCUUUGGAGGUGGACAACAACGGCAACUUGCUUGUCGCGGGCUACAUCAGUGACUCCACCAUGAGCUAUAUGUCGAGUUCCACUCAGGACCUGCUCCUGAUGAGCUUUACCAAGGCAGGUUCCUGGAGCUGGACGACCCGGCGCGGUGAUCCCGAGCAUCUUCAGGGAGGUGUCAACGUCGGCGAGGAUCAGGCUGUAGCUGUCAAGGUGGACCAUGGCGGCAACUUGGUCGUCGCGGGCCAAACCCAGAACGCCCUGGACGGGCAGACGAGAACCGCCUCCUACCCCGGCCACAGAGACAUUUUCCUUAUGAGCUUCACGAGCGCAGGCUCCUGGAGCUGGACGGUCCAGCGCGGCAGCUCCAGUAGUGACCAGGCUGUGGCCCUCCAGGUGGACAACAAUGGCAACUUGCUUGUCGCUGGUAACACCUAUGACUCGCUCGACGGUCACAGCAACGCUGGCAGUUGGGACAUUUUCGUCAUGAGCUUCACAAGCACCGGCUCAUGGAGAUGGACAGCCCAGCGCGGUGGCACCGAUGACGACACGGCCGCGGCUUUGGAGGUGGACAAAGACGGCAACCCGGUCGUGCUGGGCCAGACCUCCAGCUCUUUCAGUGGCCACAGCAACGCGGGCAGCUACGACAUUUGCCUGAUGAGCUUCACAAACACUGGCUCCUGGCGCUGGUUGGCCCUGCGCGGUGGAUCCAGAAGCGAUUGGGCCAGUGAUUUGGAGGUGGGCAGCGACGGCAAUCUGUACUUGGCAGGCUACACCAGCAGCAACCUCGACGGCAACUGGAAUGCCGGUUCCCAGGACAUGUUCAUCAUGAGCUUCACCAGCGGUGGCUCCUGGCGCUGGACGGCCCAGCGCGGUGGCUCCUCUAACGACCGCGCUCUGGCUCUCAAGGUGGACACCGACGGCAGCCUGCUCGUCGCGGGCGACACCUCUGGCUCCAUCGAUGGCCACUCGAUCAUCGGCCAGCGUGACGUGUUCCUCAUGGGCUUCACCAGCACAGGCGCCUGGAGCUGGACCACCCUGCACGGUGGCCCCGGCGAUGAGCGGGUCACUGGCCUGGAGAUGAACAACGACAGCCUGGUCCUCGCGGGCUACACCACUGGCUCCAUAGAUGGCCGCCCCAACGCCGGCGGCGAGGAUGUGUUCCUCAUGAGCUUCCAGGCGCGGGUGGAAUCUCAGACGAGGGUUUACCGCCUUUGA